CACGAACUUGAAAUUCUUGGUUUAUUACUUAUUUGCAUCAACUUGCUAAGCAUCUACCAAGAUUUAUAUUUAUUAAACUUGUACUUGAUUAUUUGACUAAGUUCUGCAAUGAACAUUUAUAGGCAAAAUCGAUUCCUAAUGGUAAAAUUUACUUAACUUCUUGCACAAAUUGAGAAAUAAAAAUGGAACGUUCCUCAUCAAGCGAUGAUUUAUUGGGAAGUCGAACGUUAGUUGCCAAGGAUUAUGAAUAUCACGAAACGUUUCGAGGUCGAUUUUUUUCUACUCGGUUCCGAUUGGUUUUUAUGGGCUUUCUCGGUUUUUUCCUAGUUUACUCCAUGCGUGUGAACAUAAGCGUAGCUUUAGUUGACAUGACUUUGAAAGAUACUUCUGAAGACAAUCAAACUAUAAAUGAAAACUGCCCGGACCGGGAUUCGAACUCGAGUUCUAACGACGGCGUUGACGGAACUUUCGAUUGGUCAACAACUGAGCAAGCUAAUGUACUUGGAGCUUUUUAUUACGGAUAUAUGGUAACUCAAAUACCAGCUGGUUACUUGGCUUCCAAAUAUGGGGCAAAGCAUUUGUUUGGACUGGGAGUGUUUUUCACUGGUGUUCUAACUAUUUUCACUCCUCCGGUUUCAUAUUUAGGAGUCAAUUGGUUGAUCUUUCUCCGGGUUUUGGAAGGCGUGGCAGAAGCUGCAACCUUUCCAGCGUUUAGUCAUUUAGUGAGUCGAUGGUCUCCUAAAAACGAACGAAGUAUGAUGGCCGCUUUAUCAGUUUCCGGUUCGAGUUUCGGCAAUAUGGCCACCCAACCUAUAAUCGGCUAUUUGUGCACUCUUGACUUAUGGAACGGAUGGCCUUUGGGUUUCUAUUGCAACGGUUUACUGGCCAUUAUUUGGUACGUCGCUUGGUGUCUAACAGUAUUUGACUCGCCUGAUAAACAUCCUAGAAUCUCUGAAAGCGAAAAACAGUUCAUUAAACAGAAUUCACAAGUGGACGAAACCAAAUCACAUGUGAUUCCUUGGAAAGGAAUCUUCACCAGUUUGCCGUUUUAUGGAAUUUUGAUUGCAAAUUUUUGCUCGGUAUUUAUUAACUAUGGAUUGAUGUCUUUCUUGCCUCAAUUUUUAUCAAACGUUCUUAACUUUGACAUCGCUACAAACGGUUUUCUUAGCGCCCUACCUUGGUUGAGCUGCUUCUUGGGAGCUAUUUUUACUUCUCAAAUAACCGACUUCCUACUGAGCCGAAAAUAUGUGUCGACCACGUUUAUUCGCAAGUUUAAUCAACUAGGCAGUUCGGUUUUAUCUGGUUUGUUUUUAGUUUUAGCCGGAUACGCUGGCUGUGAUGCAACAUUGGCGGUUGUUUGCAUUUCAGUUGGUUUAAUGUUCUACGGUAUGAAUUAUUGUGGUUUUUAUUGCAACAACAUUGACAUUGCUCCUCAAUUUGCGGGCGUUAUUUUCGGAAUCACAAAUACAUUGGCAACAACUAGCGGAUUCUUAGCUCCGAUUAUGGUGAAUAAAAUCACAGAGGAUAAUAUCCACAGCUCAGAGUUAUGGCUCCACGCUUUUUAUGCCUUCGCGGCCAUCGCUUGGUUCGGAGGCUUUGCUUUUCUAUUGCUGGCUUCAGGAAAUCUGCAGCCAUGGGCCAUUACUGAAGAUAUGUUGAAAGUAGAAACUCUGAUAAACGCCAAUGAUUAG
Messenger RNA from Symsagittifera roscoffensis, 1691 nucleotides. Its product is annotated as sialin-like. The record is from RefSeq and is a predicted model, not a curated record. The transcript has a single exon. Gene Ontology annotation, biological process: transmembrane transport; monoatomic anion transport. Gene Ontology annotation, molecular function: transmembrane transporter activity. NCBI's taxonomy places the organism in Eukaryota, Metazoa, Xenacoelomorpha, Acoela, Convolutidae. The coding region runs from base 183 to 1691 and encodes 502 amino acids. Gene Ontology annotation, cellular component: membrane.